AUGACUGCUGAAAAGUUCCCUACUGGUCUGGACGUCACCGUCAUCUCGAUUCUCGCAGAUGUACCGGAAACCAUAGCUUCCAGCACAUCUACAUCAAUAACGGGAAAGGAAGAUGGACACUUCUAUGUCAACAGAUGCACUCAGGAUACCGCCACAACCCAGGAUAGCCAGAGUCGAGUUUCUGGCGACGAUGAGGAUGACUUCAGCAGCCACGAUGAAGCUGACGAAAAUUCAGACGAUCGACAGCACAGCAUGACCCCAGAAAGGCCUCGUAAAAUCACCGAGAAGAAGCGCGCAGAUCACGCUGCCUUUCACAACUGGCUUCAGAGCAACUCCAAUGAGAUCGCUCAAUCGGCCCCUCAGCCGGUUCAAACCCUCAACCACACCUCCACUGCCAUGAUGGUACGCGAGAGUGAGAAUCGCAAGAUUAUAGAAAAUCCUCGGGAGUAUCAGAUUGAGCUCUUCGAGCGGGCGAAGCGAAAGAACAUCAUUGCUGUGUUACCCACCGGAUCAGGAAAGACCUUAAUCGCAGCCCUCCUUCUGCGAUACACCCUCGAACAAGAAACCGCGGAUCGACGAGCGGGCAAGCCCAAGAGAAUCGCCUUUUUCCUUGUGGAAAAGGUUGCCCUUGCCCUCCAACAACAUGCGGUUCUGGAGUGCAAUCUUGAAUUUCCUAUUGACCGUGUGUGCGGUGACAUGGUACGGUCGGACUGGAUCAAGGAGUCAUGGAUGAAAAGAUGGGAUGACAACAUGGUCAUGGUCUGUACCGCCGCCAUCCUUCAGCAAUGCCUUGCCAGAUCUUUCAUCCGCAUGGAUCAGAUCAACCUGCUUAUCUUCGAUGAAGCACACCACGCCAAGGGAAAUCAUCCGUAUGCCCGAAUCAUCAAAGAUUACUACAUUACUGAACCUGACAAGGAAAGACGCCCCAAGAUCUUCGGCAUGACUGCCUCUCCGGUGGAUGCCCUCACCGAUGUCAAGAUUGCUGCCGCUCAACUCGAAGGCCUGUUGCAUAGUGAGAUUGCGACAAUCGAGCAGGACUCUGCAUCAUUCAAACAAAUCCAAAAAGAAGUCGUCGAACAAGACUGCAAGUACUCUGCUCUCGAACCACCCUUCACCACCAAUCUUCAUAAGAAGAUCCAAGAACAGGUGCGCUACAACAGGAACUUUGCAAAGGCGUUAAGCCACUCUUUGGAAAUGUCGAGCUCCCUUGGCAGUUGGUGUGUCGAUCGCUUCUGGCAGAUAUUUCUGACUGAAGAAACCCUCGCGAGAAUGGCAGCGCAAACCGCACAAGACAAUAUUUUUGCCGAUCGCGCCGAAAGGGAGCACGUUGCCAUUGAGGAAGUCCGCAAUAUCAUCAAGCAACAUCAGUUCCUCCCAGUCACCAAAACCCUGCAAGACUUGUCGUCCAAAGUGCUGUGUCUUCUCGGUCAACUGGAACUGCGCUUCAGUGCUCCUACCGAUCACAAGUGCAUCAUCUUUGUGGAGAAACGAAACACAGCCAUGAUUCUUGCUCACCUCCUCUCCUUGCCUGGGACUGGACCUCUAUAUCUGAAACCGGCUGCGCUUGUCGGGAAUCCAUCUGACAACAGCCCUCUUGCCAUGUCGUACAAAGAGCAAGUGAUGACAAUAACUAAGUUCAGACGCGGCGAAUUCAACUGUCUUCUCGCCACUUCUGUGGCCGAGGAGGGCAUUGACAUCGCAGACUGCAAGAUUGUCAUUCGAUUCGAUCUUUUCAACUCGGUGAUUCAGUAUAUACAAUCCAAAGGCCGCGCUCGGCACUUGAACUCGGAGUAUAUUUGCAUGGCCGAGCUAGGCAACGGCAAGCAUACAAGGGCGAAGAUACAAGCAAAUUAUGACCUCUCCCUCAUCCGCCAAUUCUGCAGCACACUGCCAGAAGACCGCAAGAUCGUGGGCUGGGAUCCCGAGGCAGCUCUUCACCAUGGCGAGCGCGACCAUGAGUUCCACAUCAUUCCAUCCACGGGGGCCAAACUUACCUGGACCGGCAGCCUCGUGGUUCUGUCAACUUUUGCCUCUUCUCUACAGGUGAACGACGAAACCCUAAGUCCUUCCUAUAUGGUGUCUCUCAUCGGUAGCGAGUACAUCUGCGAAGUCCAGCUUCCGAGCAGAUCUCCUAUCUUGAGCGUGUCAGGCACGCUCCAGAAAAACAAGGCAGAGGCCAGGUGCUCCGCAGCGUUUGAAAUGUGCAUGAAGCUCAUCAAGGGUGGGUUCAUCAGCAAUCACCUUCAGCCGACGUUUGCCAGAAAGCUCCCGGCCAUGCGAAACGCACGCCUAGCCAUCAGCUCCGAGAAACGUGAUCGGUACAAUAUGAGGGUCAAGCCAGAGGUAUGGUCACGGCGCGGACCGGCAUCCUCUCUGUUCCUCACAGUCCUGAAGCUUCGUGCACCUGGUGCAUUGAACAGGCCAUCACAGCCACUUGCCCUCCUCACACGAGAGGUACUGCCAGAGCUUCCAGGAGUUCCGCUAUUUUUCGGUAACUGUGGUCGGUCCAUAGCAGAGGUAAUAUCUGUGGUGAAGCCCAUGCACUUGGAUGAGAUACGUCUAGACAGCAUAAGAGUCUUCACCCUGCGCAUUUUCAAAGACAUCUUCAGCAAAGUAUACGAGUCCCAAGUCGCCGACCUGCCAUACUUCCUGGCACCUGCUGCUCAUGACCACAGUCAUGAGUUCUCACCGAAUGAAGACCCAGGGUCGCUGAUUGACUGGAACCAUCUGAUGUUGACCAAAGAGGUCGAGUACUUGCCUUGGGAUGAAGACCAUAGUCCCAGCUUUUAUCAAAACAAGUUUGUAAUUGAUCCAUAUACGGGAUCGCGUAAGCUGUUUCUCAGAGGCAUUCGGACAGAUCUCAAGCCAACCGACUUGGUUCCAGACGGAGUUCCCGAUCCCCCAUUCAGGCUCUGGAAGGACGUUGAGCAUACCAUAAAGGAAUACAGCAUCAGUCUUUGGGCCAAGAGUCGAGCCCGGAGAGCUGGUGAAUGGUUGGCGAAACAACCCGUGGUAGAAGCUGAGUUGGUCUCGCUGCGCCGGAACCUACUCGACGGAUUCGCCGAUUCCGAACAAGCAGGGUCUAGGAUCUGUUAUGUGAUUCUCCAGCCGCUACAGAUCUCAACACUCCCUGUCAAGGUCGUCGCUAUGGCCUACAACUUUCCCGCCAUCAUCCAUCGGAUUGAAUCGAACAUGAUCGCCCUUGACGCCUGCCGUAUGUUGAACCUACAAGUUCGUCCCGACCUGGCUCUCGAGGCGAUGACCAAAGAUUCAAGCAACAGUGACGAGCAAGACCAGGAGAAGAUUGAUUUCCAGGCCGGCAUGGGCAAUAAUUAUGAGCGACUCGAGUUUCUCGGGGAUUGCUUUCUCAAAAUGGCAACCACCAUCGCACUCUUUACUCGGAUCCCUGACAGCAACGAAUUUGAGUAUCACGUCGAGCGAAUGCUUCUUAUUUGCAACCAGAAUCUGUUCAAUGUUGCAUUGAAGAAGAACUUGCAAGAAUACAUCCGAUCAAAGCAAUUCGAUCGCCGCAGUUGGUACCCCCAGGGUCUGAAGCAGAAGGCGGGCAAAGCCCAAGGAGCACAAAACUCACACUCAUUAGCCGACAAGUCUAUUGCUGAUGUAUGCGAGGCCAUGAUUGGCGCCUCCUAUUUGUCGUACGCUGACGAGGGCAACUUUGACAUGGCGUUCAAGUCUCCUGCUCUGCUGCGGAGUGCCUUCAAGCACCCGUCCUACCCCCGUCAGUUUGAGAGCGUGCCCAAUUACCAGCGCCUCGAGUUCCUCGGUGACGCGCUUCUAGACAUGGUCUGCGUCGACUUUCUCUUCAGGAAGUUCCCCGACGCCGAUCCCCAGUGGCUCACUGAACACAAGAUGGCCAUGGUUUCGAACCACUUCCUCGGAAGUCUGAGUGUGGAGUUGGGCUUCUACCGGCGUGUGCUGCACUUCAGCGGCGUCAUGGCCAACCAGAUUAAGGACUACGUCGACGCACUUACUCAUGCACGUCAAGAAGCCGAAGCCGCGGCCCAGAUCUCUGGCGUGAUCUCGCAAGAUUACUGGCUCAACGUGCAGCACCCCCCCAAAUUUCUCUCAGACGUGGUCGAGGCAUACAUCGGUGCUAUUUUCGUUGAUUCAGGAUACAAUUAUAGCCAGGUACAGGCAUUCUUCGAGAAGCAUAUCCGGCCUUUCUUCGCAGACAUGGCGCUAUAUGAUUCCUUUGCCAGCAGCCAGCCUGUCACGACGUUGGCGCGCAUGAUGCAGCAGGACUUUGGCUGCCAGGACUGGCGGCUUCUUGUAAGUGAGCUGCCACCGAGCUGCGAAGACGGAGGGGCAACUGCAAUCACUGAGACGGAGGUGAUUUGUGGGUUCAUGGUCCAUGGAAGAAUCCUGCUACAUGCCAAGUCGUCGAGUGGACAGUACGCCAAAGUGGGUGCUGCGAAGAGAGCGGUUGAAAAGCUAAUGGGUCUCGGUAACGACAAGGAGGCCUUUCGCGAGGACUUCGGCUGUGACUGUGGCUGUGAUGGUCAAGCAAUCUAG
This is a messenger RNA of Verticillium alfalfae VaMs.102, 4533 nucleotides long. Its product is annotated as RNase3 domain-containing protein. NCBI's taxonomy places the organism in Eukaryota, Fungi, Ascomycota, Sordariomycetes, Glomerellales, Plectosphaerellaceae. The transcript has 3 exons. The record is from RefSeq and is a predicted model, not a curated record. Gene Ontology annotation, biological process: siRNA processing. Gene Ontology annotation, molecular function: RNA binding; DNA binding; ribonuclease III activity. Gene Ontology annotation, cellular component: RISC complex; cytoplasm; nucleus. The coding region runs from base 1 to 4533 and encodes 1510 amino acids.